AUGGUGCAACGAGACCUGGUGCAUGCCAUCAAAUCAUGGUGGCCACAGGUGGAGAUGAAGGGACGACGACGCCUUAUCACCGAGCCUCACCUCAACGGAGUGCUCUCGAAGGCGGAGAUACCACGGUGCGAGUACCCUUCUCGACUUGCAAGACGGCAGGAGCUGCGCUACGCACGAUACAUGCUCCAGAUCGAUUUUGAGGCGUACUACGAUUCCAUUCCAUUGAUGGAUGAAGGGCUACGCAACAAGUUCGUAUUUCGAGCACGUGAUGGUGCACUCUACCGGCUUCGCACGUUGCCAACCGGGGCACGAUGGAGCGUCGCUGUGGGACAGGCCGUGACGUGGACAAUUGUCGACAUUGACACGAGGCGUACCAUCCUCACAAUGAUUGACAAUAUCCUUAUUGCUGCGCACGCCGGAGAAGAGGUGGAGUUUGUGAGAACGGUGCGACAGAUCGUCGACCGUAUUGAGGUGGCGAACCUCUGCACGUCUCCCAGUCGCGAAGAAGUGCGAUCGUGGUCAGACAGCGUCAUGUUGGAGGAGGCAAGAAAGACGAAUGUUUUUCUUGGGCGAGGAGUUUACUUGGUUGGAAGGGGAACGCAGGGUGCGCAACUCCAUCAAGACGGUGUCGAAACUGAAGCUGGGUCUGGUACAGCAACCGCACAGGAGUUUCACGUGCAGAGAAUUUGCAUCCAACGUGUCACUCAUACUGUAUGCGUUGCACACCACAAGGUUGAACCCCGCUUCAGCGUUUAA
Messenger RNA from Trypanosoma theileri, 756 nucleotides. RefSeq names its product TATE DNA transposon. The coding region runs from base 1 to 756 and encodes 251 amino acids. NCBI's taxonomy places the organism in Eukaryota, Euglenozoa, Kinetoplastea, Trypanosomatida, Trypanosomatidae. The record is from RefSeq and is a predicted model, not a curated record. The transcript has a single exon.